Molecule: messenger RNA, 441 nt
Organism: Pochonia chlamydosporia 170
Lineage: Eukaryota; Fungi; Ascomycota; Sordariomycetes; Hypocreales; Clavicipitaceae
Exons: 2
Coding region: 1-441 (146 amino acids)
Source: RefSeq, a predicted model, not a curated record
AUGGUCGGGCCGAACCUCGCCGUAUUUAUUCACAACUUUAUUCGUUGCAUCGGCGACAAUCUCGAGGAUCGGUGGAGCAGCUUGGGAGUUACAGGAUUGGUGGACAAAAUGAGGCCAACUAAACCACCUAUGCAAGUAGGUCAGGUUAUGCAACUCAUCAUUGCCAUCGCAAUCGGGUGCCGAGUCUUGAUACCCACCAAUGAGAUGCCGCUGACAUUAUCCAUCAUUGGGUGUGAUAGGGUAAUUCCAGGUUUAACGUUACCUGCAACUAACUGUAUUAGCACCUCUCCUCGCGAAAAGGCACAGGUACACGAAUUAGAUCUAAGGUCUCGACCCUAUUGUGCGUUCGGCUUCGUCCGGUGUUCAGUGCCGGUCCGGGGUACAGGCGGGGAAAUUUCCGGGGUAAAUGACUAUACUUGCAGGAUAACUCUUGAAACAUAA